AUGGUUCUGCUGUACUUGCCAUUGUGCUCGCGAUUGCUUGUCGUCGCCGCACCCCACUGCUGCGUUUCGCGCAGUUUGCGGCGCGGAGGGUGCUCGUUUUGCAUUGACCUUGGUGUGGGGUGGUUGCCCCGCGGUGCGCGCGCGGGCGUUGCCUCGUGCGCGCUGGCUGCAACCCACCGCCACAUGGCGGCUGCAACUGCGUCACUCACUCGCUUCCUCUUUAACUUUUUGCCUCUUCACCGUGAUGGAAGGCGCAUGAAUGCGGCCCCCUUCCCGCGUGAGGGGGCGUGGCAAAAAACUGAUGCACCAAUCGGCGCGCCCGAGACGCCUGCGCUCAAAGUUGGUCUGUCGCGUUUCUGCAGCGGCAGCGCCUCGUUCUCAAGGACGCGUACUUCACGUCUACUGUCCCCCCUCACAGGAAGUGUGCCUGGGCGCAGGAAGAGAAUGUGGUGCCACGUAUGA
Trypanosoma conorhini is the source of this 462-nucleotide messenger RNA. RefSeq lists its product as uncharacterized. Lineage: Eukaryota; Euglenozoa; Kinetoplastea; Trypanosomatida; Trypanosomatidae. Bases 1 to 462 code for a protein of 153 amino acids. The transcript has a single exon. The record is from RefSeq and is a predicted model, not a curated record.